This is a messenger RNA of Lactuca virosa, 670 nucleotides long. The record is from the annotation of a GenBank genome assembly. NCBI's taxonomy places the organism in Eukaryota, Viridiplantae, Streptophyta, Magnoliopsida, Asterales, Asteraceae.
UUAAGGUUUACUUUUAGAUACUUUAAUUUGUGCUCCUUAUAUGUUCUUGCGGAACAAAAAGACACUUUCACAGUCGCUCUCCUUCUCAACAUGUCGAAGCAAACAUACAGAGUGUGCUUGUGUUUCCGGCGACAGUUCAAACUCCGGGAGGGUGGACCUCCGGUGGACAUCAAGGAACUGUUCAGUCAUUAUUCUGAGAACCGGGUGAUGACUCCGGAGCAUUUGCACCGGUUCAUGGUGGAGGUACAAGGAGAUGAUAAGGUGACUAAGGAGGAGGCGGAGGCUGCCGUGGAUGCUAUGAUCAAAGAGCUGAAACACCAUCCAAUCUUUCACCGGAGAGUUCUGAAUCUUGACACCUUCUUCCGGUACCUCUUCAGUGACUUGAAUCCUCCUCUACCUUUUCCUCCCAAGGUGAUGAAAGAUAUGGAGGCUCCAUUGUCGCAUUAUUUUGUAUACACAGGCCACAAUUCAUAUCUAACCGGGAACCAAAUAAGCAGCAAUUGUAGCGUUGUGCCGAUCAUUGAAGCCCUAAAGAGUGGUGUUCGUGUCAUUGAACUUGACAUGUGGCCCAGUUCCAGUAAAGAUGAUAUCGAUAUCGUCCAUGGAGGGUAACCAUUUUUAUAUUUCUUACAUCAAACUUAUACUAUGUUUUAAUUAACGCAGAAUUUGG